AUGUCCUUGAUGGAUUCCUUGCAGGUGACGGUGGUGAUCAACACAUGCGUCAUAUCUGUUUUUGCAUCUGCUAAAUUUCCUGACGAUGUUGGUUUGGGCAACGCUGGCACGUACUUGAGUGACCAUUUUGGAAAGGAGAUGGUGUUCGUUUGGGCCCUUGGCUUGAUCGGCUCUGGUCAGUCGUCGGUCAUGGCGGGAGGCUACGCUGGCCAGUUUGUCAUGGAUGGCUUCCUGAACUUGCGGGUGUCCAAGUGGCUGAGACUUGCAGUGAGCCGGUCACUCGCGAUCGUUCCCACACUGUGCGUGGCCCUUAUGUACCGCAACAGCUGGGAGCUGGACGUCCUGAACGAAUGGCUAAAUGUCCUCCAGGCUGUGCAGAUUCCUUUUGCCCUGAUUCCGGUGUUGGUGCUCACCAGCAGGAGGCGCGUCAUGGGUCAGUUCGUCAACACGCGAACCACCAGCAUCACUGUGUGGGCCAUCGGUGUGUCAAUAUUGUCGAUAAACUUCGUUAGUGUGUUUCAAUUCCUGCUGGAGGGCUAUGAGCAGGGGCCGUUUGGGGUGAGCGUGGCGGUCAGCAGCGUGAUCUUUCUCUAUUUUGCUUUCGUCCUGUACUUGGUGUUGGAGCCAUGUUUGCCGAAGAAGCAGGGGGGUCCAGACAUGGAGCCCCUUUUGCCAAGCAUAGACAGAUCCGCUGCACGGGGAACUGGCUCUGAUGCUCAGGACGGCGUUCUGGGAGCCAGGCUAGAAGAAUAA
Ostreobium quekettii is the source of this 753-nucleotide messenger RNA. The record is from the annotation of a GenBank genome assembly. NCBI's taxonomy places the organism in Eukaryota, Viridiplantae, Chlorophyta, Ulvophyceae, Bryopsidales, Ostreobiaceae.